AUGAUCUACCCAUUCGAUUCCCUUUAUCCACAUUUCAGUCUUGGGAAGGAUACAAGUCCACCUCCCCUUUUUGAAAGAGUCUUUAUCUUCACUCGAGAAAACAUUGCAAUACUAAAAGAAAAGGCGAACUCAAAGACGGCAAAAGAUGAUGGUCAUGCAAAUGUUACAAUCUCCUCUUUACAAGCGGUUUUGGCUCACGUCUGGGUUGCAGUAGUACGAGCAAGGUGUUUAGAUCCAAAUGAGGAGACUAGGUAUCGCUUAGCGAUAGGAACUACAGGCAGGUUAGAUCCACCGCCACCUGAAUCCUUCUUUGGAAACUCGGCUGUGUCUGGCGAUGCAACUGUUAAGGUGCAUGAACUACUAGAAGUUGGUGGGUUUGAGUUGGGAGCUUUACUAUUGAACAAGUUGGUCACUUCGUUUGACGGGGCAGCAAUUCGAAGCCAUUGGAAGGGAUGGGUUGAGAAACCUACAGUGAAAAAGAUGUCAAACUUAUUGGCAUCGCAGUAUACAUUGGUAACUGGGGGUUCUCCAAGAUUUGAUAUGUACGGGAACAAUUUCGGUUGGGGUACACCCAUUGCGUUGAGAAGUGGUAUUGUUAACAAACGUGAUGGGAAGAUUACAUCAACUCCUGGACCUAUUCCUGAUAGUAUGAAGCUUGCCUUUCUGCUAAGACAUUGA
Molecule: messenger RNA, 678 nt
Organism: Papaver somniferum (opium poppy)
Lineage: Eukaryota; Viridiplantae; Streptophyta; Magnoliopsida; Ranunculales; Papaveraceae
Exons: 1
Coding region: 1-678 (225 amino acids)
Source: RefSeq, a predicted model, not a curated record